Messenger RNA from Panicum virgatum (switchgrass), 654 nucleotides. Its product is annotated as circumsporozoite protein-like. The transcript has a single exon. The record is from RefSeq and is a predicted model, not a curated record. Bases 1 to 654 code for a protein of 217 amino acids. NCBI's taxonomy places the organism in Eukaryota, Viridiplantae, Streptophyta, Magnoliopsida, Poales, Poaceae.
AUGGCCGUGGCCGGCCAUGGGCGGCACCGCGGCGGCGGCGCGUCUCCUCGCCGGCGAGGUCCGGCCGGCGGGGCAGCGGGGCGGUCCGCGGCCAGGACGGGCGGAGGCGCACGCGGGGCGACGGCGGCGCGCAAGGGCAGGGAUGGCGGCAGCGCGCGGUGUUCUGCCGGCGGCGGCUCAGACCGGCGGAGGUGCGGGGCGAGCUCACGCCCAGGGAGCCCAGACGGCCCUAGGGCGCGCGGCGGCGCGGCGCUAGCCCGCGUCAGGGCAGCCCGUGGCAGCACAGUCGGCGGCGCAAGGCGGCCACGGCGGCGCAGCGGCGCACCGGCGCCGGCUGCCGCGGAAUCCGAGGGGAAAAUGGUCAGGGAGGAGGAGGAGGUCGCGAGGAACCUCACCAUGCGCUCGAAUCGAGCUAAGGAGGGUCGGGAGAGGAAGUUCGACGGGAGGGGUGGAGCUCCGGUGGUGGCAAUGGCGGCUAGCGGUCUGCGGGCCCGAUUCCGGCCGAGGAGCGGCUCAAUCGAGCUCGAGAAGGUGUGGUGGAGCUUCGGGGCGAGGCUAGGGAGGUCGGGGCGCGAAGGAUUGAAGCGGAGCGGCAAGGGGGUGGUCGGAGCGGCGAGCGGCGACGAGCUCCGCUUGUGCUCGGGCUCGGCUUGA